Molecule: messenger RNA, 769 nt
Organism: Heterotrigona itama
Lineage: Eukaryota; Metazoa; Arthropoda; Insecta; Hymenoptera; Apidae
Source: the annotation of a GenBank genome assembly
AUGAAUGCCGCAGCUUGCAACGGCGUGUCGAUUGGACUGAGAACAAAUUACCAUCGCGUAAAAUUACGAUCCUUUGAUCGAGCGUCGCGUACGUACAGCCACCUUCGAAAUUGUCAUCAUCGAUCCUUUAGCGGGGAACGACUAAAGCACCUUCAUAAAUUUUCAUCGGGCGAUCUGUUCUCGAUCCCGGUGACGCGAGAAUCUCUAACCUCAUAUUUAUCAUCGUUUGCCUCGGGUCACAGGGUUACGAAAAGUAACGUAAAGAGAAAACCACUUGGCACGCUUGUUCCUACCGCUUGAAUAAACCCAGAGAGAUAUAUUUCAGAAUAUAUGUUCUUCGUCAUCAUCGUUCUCGAUUCACCCAUUUUUCGAACGAAAUUUUCCGUGGAAAGCAGGAACAUUAACAACUGCGAGAGGUCGUCAUUCACGAGACGGCUCGAAUAAAUGUUUUCAGGUGCACACGGCGGUGCAGCAGCCCGGAUUCAAGAGGGUGAAGAGAGGCUACAAACCUCUCAGCGUGGAUAAUCUGGUGCCACCUUAUCAAAUUCAAAAUCCGGCGAACCCUGGCAACCGUGAUCCCUCUGACCCUUACUUCCAGUAUCAAUGGUACUUGAAGAACACUGGCCAGAACGGCGGCAAACCGAAAUUGGACUUGAACGUGAAGGCGGCCUGGGCUCAGGGUGUCACUGGAAAAAACGUCACCACGGCUAUAAUGGACGACGGUGAGAUUCUACUUGAACUUCUCCAAUUAAAUCUUUCGCUACAGUAG